Messenger RNA from Pygoscelis adeliae (Adelie penguin), 1905 nucleotides. It is a transcript of the gene TBCCD1, whose product is annotated as TBCC domain containing 1. Gene Ontology annotation, biological process: maintenance of centrosome location; maintenance of Golgi location. Gene Ontology annotation, cellular component: spindle pole centrosome. The record is from RefSeq and is a predicted model, not a curated record. Lineage: Eukaryota; Metazoa; Chordata; Aves; Sphenisciformes; Spheniscidae. The annotation marks the transcript as partial. The transcript has 6 exons.
CUGUCGGCAGACACUCUGCAGUUCCUGCUGUUCCUGUACGUCCAGCAGGUGAACAAGGUCUCUCUGCGAACGUCUCUGAUCGGGGAGGAAUGGCCCAGCCCCAGGACCAAGUCUCCCUGCCUGACUGGAAAAUCCACCAGCGAGAAUAAGAACUGGAACGAUCAGGACCACCGCGCCUUCGUGCAGGGCCACCUCUCGGACAUGCUGGAACUGCUGCUGGAGCCGGAGCAGCUCACUGCCUCCUCCCAUUCCACCCACAGUAGCUUGGUGUCCUACGAAGCCGUCUGUGCCCUCAGCUUUCUUAUUGAAGGGACCGUGAACAAAUCCAGGACGGUCCAUCCUCUGCACGAGCUUGCCCUCUGGCAGCCCUGUCACAGGCAGAAUGGCUACUCAAAGGUCUCCAAAGCCUUCUCUUUCCCCAAGCUAGAGAGCUGGCUGCGGUCUUGCCUGACGACAAACCCUUUUGGAAUGACUGCCUGCCUCAAGUCUGGAAAGAAACUUGCAUGGGCACAGCAAGUUGAAGGAACAACCAGGAGAGCAAAGAUUGCCUGCAAUACUCGUGUGGUGCCUGAGGUGUUCCCCAUGGUGAUAAUGAGCCAGGUGUACAAGCAGACGCUGGCCAAGAGCUCGGACACCCUGGUGGGGGCUCACGUAAGAAUUCAUCGCUGCAACGAGUCCUUCAUUUAUCUCCUCUCUCCUCUCCGAUCUGUGACCAUUGAGAAGUGCCGGAAUAGCACUUUUGUCCUUGGCCCUGUGCAGGCGUCUGUUCACGUCCACAGCUGUGACAACGUCAAGGUCAUCGUGGUUUGCCACCGUUUGUGCCUUUCUUCCACCGCUGGCUGUACUUUUUACAUUCUCACGCCUACCCAGCCUCUCAUCCUCUCGGGGAACCAAGCAGUCAGCUUUGCCCCUUUCCACACCCAUUAUCCAAUGCUUGAAGACCACAUGGCUCAGGUGGGCUUGGCCACUCUGCCAAACUACUGGGACAGCCCCAUGCUGGUGUGCAAGGAGAGCGGCGACACGAGUGUCUUCCGCCUCCUGCCGCCCUCGGACUUCUACACCUUUGUGAUUCCUUUUGAGAUGGAAGGAGACACUACGGAGACGCCGGGUGGGCUUCCCCACGUGUAUCAGAAGGCAGUGAGUCAGCGAGAGCAGAAGGUACAGAUCUGGCAGAAAACUGUGAAGGAGGCGGGCCUGACCAAGGAUCAGAGGAAACAGUUCCAGACGCUGGUAGAAAACAAAUUCUAUGAAUGGCUGGUUCAGACAGGGAACCGUCAGCAGCUGGAUAGUCUUGUCCCUCCUGCAGUAGGCUCCAAGCAGGCAGCAGGAUAGCAUCGUGUUCCUGCUGGAUAGCAAAAGGAAAGGAAGGAGAUCUGGGAACAGGCAGCGAUAUACUGAAAACAGUUCUGAUUAAGACUUUGUAGCCAUCCUGCCUGAACACACUUGAUGUGGACCUGACGCCCAGCCUCGGCAUGGAUUGGACUGUCUGCCUGCUUUAGGAUUUCUGAUCACUGCCUCUUUCUCAGGAAUGUGCUGUAACUAUUCUGUUGGUAACUGAGAAGGUGCAUGUCACUAGAGGAUCAUGAACAAGUACGCCUUGUUGCAGAUCUUUUAGUGGGGAUGCUGUCAUCAUGGUUAGUGUCCAUGGUGGGCAAGUAUCUAGCAAAGGAGCCCUUCGUGGUGCAGAGCUGGGCACAGGGCCCUGGCCAUGGUGUGCAUCUUUAUGGUACAAGCCAGCUGCACUGUUUUUAUAAAUGUGAAAAUUUGAUUUUUUUAAUGAAUGAAAUUCAAUGGAUUUUUUUAUAUGAAGAUGGCACUUAAGCAAUGUGAUUUAUGGAAUUAACUUUCUUACACGUUUGCAUUGUUUUGACAAAUGUCAAUAAAACAGAGUUCUCAGAUAAGCCU